CAUUUAAUUUCAGUUUAUUUACAUUUUAAAUUGCACCAAUUAAAGUGUAAAAUGCCACUCAAGAACUCCUUUGAUUUACCAAAAUUCUUUACUCUAUCACCACCACUUUCUUAUUUUGAGGAUGAAACUGUUUGGCUUAAUUUAACUAAUUCGGUGGAAUUCAAGCCAAUUUAUUACAAUGAAGCUUUUCCUGAAAAAUACAGCAUGGAGGAUAUAAAGAAAAUCGCUACAGAAGCCUUCAAACAGACAAUCAGAAUACAUGACCAAAAAGUUUUACUGGAUGUUUUAGAAAAAGAUCCAGACAUGAUACACAAAAUUGGUAUAAAGCCUUCAAACAUCUCCAAUAUAAUCGAAUUUAAUCCAUCAUUUGCUCAUAAUGUGCUAGCCAUUUUAUUGAAAUCUACUGUGUCAACAGAUUAUUUAAGUGCUAUUAUAAAAACGGCACUAAACAUGUCAUUAAACUCACUAGAAGUAGUCAAUAGACUUGCAUCCUCAAUGGAGCUUCCAACAGAAUUUCUCCAUCUAUACAUCUUAAAUUGUAUCGAAGCAUGUGAAAAGAUGACUGACGAAAGAUUUCAGAAGCGGUCAGUAAGGAUUCUCUGUGUCUUCCUGCAAAGUUUGGUCCGUAAGAAGAAAAUCGAUAUUAACGAUAUUAGUAUUGAAAUUGAGUCGUUCUGCAUUACAUUCAGUAAAAUUAAGGAAGCAACAGAAUUAUACAAGAUAUGUAAAACAUUUUAA
Messenger RNA from Chironomus riparius, 738 nucleotides. The record is from the annotation of a GenBank genome assembly. Lineage: Eukaryota; Metazoa; Arthropoda; Insecta; Diptera; Chironomidae.